AAAUUCUAUUGGAUUCGAAUCAAAAAGAAAUAUUUGUUAAAGAAUUUGGAAAUGAAUUUCCUCCUGAACAAGAAAGAAGACAUAAACUCCAAGCUGCGAUAGCUACACUGAAUAAGCUUGACAUAACGGAAACAGUGUUAGAAGAACAUCCAAAUGGAUGUGAUAAUGAUGGUCAAAUGAUUUUAAAAUUUAAAAUCGAUGUAGAUAAUUAA
This is a messenger RNA of Dentiscutata erythropus, 212 nucleotides long. NCBI's taxonomy places the organism in Eukaryota, Fungi, Glomeromycota, Glomeromycetes, Diversisporales, Gigasporaceae. The record is from the annotation of a GenBank genome assembly.